AUGUUAGGGUGGGUCAAAUCUUGGAAGUCAAAAUUUGACCCACUUCCCCAUUUCCUAUUGAACUGAAAUUUUGCAUACAUAUGUAAGUCGGGUGGCAAUGUAAUGUUAUGGUACCAUCGAGCUGAUCCAUUGAUGGAGACAGGAGGUGGCCAUAGGAACUCUGUGAUGAAACAGCGCAACCUAAUGGUGUUUGGGAUUAUACCAUUGUCUCGAUGAGUAUAUGUUGCCUGUGAUAAGAAAAGUGUGGUAAGUAGUGGAUGAAAUGGCGACAGGUCUCUGGAACAACUCGCGAUCCACGAAUUCCCCUUAAACUUAAGGGGAAAAUCUACAGGACGAUCGUGAGACCCGUUGUAAUGUAUGGAUCAGAAUGCUGGGCGACGAAAGUGACGGAUGAAAGAAGAGUGCACGCAGCGGAAAUGAGAAUGUUGGGAUGGAUGUAUGGAGUGACCAGAAAGGAUCGGAUUAAGAAUGAGUAUAUAAGGGUAAGUUUGAAAGUAGCACCGGUAGCGGAGAAGAUAAGGAGUGAUAGGUUAGCGUGGUAUGGGCAUUUAAUGAGGAGGGAUGAAUGCCAUAUAAGCAAAAGAAUAUUAGGAAUGAAUGUUGAUGGACGGAGAGCGGAUGGUAGAUCCAAAAAACGAUGGAUGGAUUGUGUGAAAGAGGAUAUGAGAAAGAAAGGAGUGAGUGCUGAGGUGACGAAAGAUAGAGGAGAAUCGAAGAGAAGAACAUGUCGUGCCGACCCCACAUAACGUGGGAUAAGGCCAGGAGGAAGAGGAAGAGAUAGGUAAGAAAAGUACAGUCAGCGAUAAAACUUCUACCAAAAAUGUUUUUUUUUGCUAAAAACUUAUUAGUGCCUACGUUCACGAACAUACUAGUUUAACAUAUUUCUACGGAAUCCUCGAUAUGCCUAUCAAGGUUAGGGUAUGCUAAUUGAGUACACUAUUUUCUGAAAACUAGAACAUAGUGUACCCAAUUAGCAUGAGUUGUUAAGAAAGGUUAAUCACUGUCAGUUUUGUAACGAUAAUUAUGCAUUAUGUUUCAAUAAAAAAUUGGUUUUGGUGUUUUUGCCUUGGAAAAUUGAUAUUCCAAGGUAAAAAAAGGCAAAUAGUUAAUUCCCUUUAAGAUUUCAUGCUUUAUUGUCGUUACAAAACGGAUAGCAGUUAACUUUUCUUAACAACUUACGUCAACUGGGUACACUUUUUUUCUGAAACCUCCCAUUAGACUCGUAUUUGUCCUUUUUCACACACCGGAUCAACAUCUAAAACUUCGUUUCACGUACAAAAAUAGUCGUUUUUUCUCCGCUGAUUAGUCAAAAUUUGAGCUAGUCCAUUACAGCAAUAUAUAUUUUCAAACACGCUGUUUACUGCAAAUGUUUUUACUUAAUUAGCGAAUUCAAGGUUACGUUACAUAAUUUAAAACAUUAACUAAAGUCAUAAGCAAUGAUAUGAUUCGACAUUCUAAUAGUUCCAAGCCUAGAAAAAUACUUCACGGACCGUUAACUUUGAAACCUUGUUGAAUAAUUCCUAUUUCAAGGUAUAUAAGAGUUGGUUAGUCAGGUUUGAUAUCAUUCAAAUCACCUCAUUUGAAGGAAUAACAACAUCAAAAUGUUCGCUAAGAUCGCCUUUUUUGCCGCUUGUCUCUUCGGUUUGGCCCAUGCCGGGGGCCUAUCUCUAGCCGGCCAUGGCGUUGGCCUCGGUUACGGAGCAGGCCUUGGUUAUGGUGCCGGCCUCGGAUAUAGCGCUGGCCUCGGUUACGGCGCCGGCUUGGGUUACGACGGCUACGGAGCCCCAGCGACUUCCUACGUCCACCGCGUUGAUUACAACACAGGCCUUGGUGGCUACGGUGCUGGCUACGCUGGUUACGGUGCCGGCUACGCUGGUUACGGUGGACUUGGUGCCUACGGACAUGGACUUGGUGCCCAUGCUGGCUACGCUGGCUGGUAGGAAAAACCCGACAAGAAACGUAAUAUUCUUUUCAGUCAUCUGUGAUUUAAUAGUAGGUAUAUAUAUUGCAGUUAAUUAAAUGUAUGCAUUAUUACGUUUUGUUUUAAUUUUAUAUUUACACACAUAAAAUAUAAUUUUCUGGACCAGCCUAAGGUGGUCAGAGGUUUGCCCAAAUACCAGAUUACCGGACGCCCUGUAUAAUUUUUAGCAAAGAAUAAUAAUUAAAACUACCUACCUAGUCAUAAAACUAAAUGGUACUGCGUAAAAUAAACAAGGAAAUUGUAAACAAUAA
Molecule: messenger RNA, 2232 nt
Organism: Cydia pomonella (codling moth)
Lineage: Eukaryota; Metazoa; Arthropoda; Insecta; Lepidoptera; Tortricidae
Product: keratin-associated protein 6-2-like
Exons: 2
Coding region: 1602-1940 (112 amino acids)
Source: RefSeq, a predicted model, not a curated record